UUUUAAACAUUCUUGCGGGUGGUACAUAGGUGGUAACUGCACACGCGAUUUGUUUUCUGCAUGACUCACCGUGGAACCGGUGGUUGUGGUGCUAUCAAAUCUAGACCGGGAUAGACGGCGUAUCGGACGGCAGGAUGGGGCGACCGUUUAACACUUCCAUCGAGAACGGUGGAGUGCAGGCCGCUGCUGCGAUGCCGCAACCGUCGGCGCCCCUGCUGGCGCAAGUGCACCAGGACGGGGACGAUUUCAGCAAUCCGGAUAUGUAUGUGGAUUUUCUAAUUCUGGGAAACAAAGAAAACUACAGCGUACGGGCGGAAAAGAAACCGAUUCUGGAUUCCAACACACAGCUGGCGCACAUGGUCACCGGAGCCACGUCGUCGACCGUUGUCGACGGAAAGUUUGUGGUGCGCGACGUGGAUAAGGACAAUUUCGAGAUCUUUGUCAGAUAUCUUGAGACCAAAUUCAUAAAGUUCCAAUCUGCCACCCAUACGUUGCAGAUCUUGGAGCUGGCAUCGCGUUUUCAGUGCCGUCAGCUAGAAAUCCAUUGCGUUAAAGAGCUCGAUUCGAGCUUAUCUAUGGCACAUGUUCUGGAAGUAUUUCGCGCGCUUUGGUAUUACAACUCGGUAUCGGUGUCAGCGACCCUGUCUGCAAUUCAUAAGAAGAAGAAAAGUCGUGGCAAGAAAAAAGACCAACCGGAAGCCCCACUUACACCGGAAGAAUACUUUGCUGCCUUGCUCAAUAAUUGCCUUCAGUUGAUCGAUAUGCAUACGGAAGAAGUGUUUAUCAAAGAGACCAUGCAGGCGCUGAGAUUCGAAGAACUGGAAAUGAUAGUGAAACGUGACGCACUACAAAUGUCGUCGGAAAUUGUUUUGCUAGACCUUUUGGCCCGGUGGAGCCGUGAAGAAUGCCUCCGUAAGAAUCUCGAACUGUCGGCGGAAAACCGACGGCGCGUCCUGGGAGCACUUUGCUACACACCGCGCUAUCUCACUAUGACGCGGAAGGAAUUUGAAAAUGCCAAAGAUCGUAUCGAACUGCUGGAUCCGGUUGAAUCCAAACUAGUCGAAGAUGUUCUGAACGGAAAGCGGUUGAGUUCACUGACACCGGAGCAGCAAUCAAUGGUCGCUAAUUUUAAAAAGCCGCGACCUGCCUUUGCUCCGAUGCCCAUCCAUCUGAGCGCACGGAGCAAUCCGAAAAACUAUCCGAAAAAGAUGCGCAAAGCAGCCGAAGAGAUCCAAACGGACAACCGUAGCUGCUGUGACCGGGUGGUCAUCACGUUUGUGUCGAUAUUCGCGUGUAUUUUCGACUAGCCCCUGUUCGUUUGAGCGGGAUUGUCGGACAAACUAAGAUCGCUCAAACUGGCACGGAAUCUCAACGGAACGGCACAAGGUUCGGAGUUUUUAUUCGCAGAUUUGUUGGGUUUUAUCAUACAAGUACAGGAAAGAGCAAAGCAACAAAUCGAUUUUAAAGUGUUCAAGUUUUUUUUUACAUUUUGAUUUAUCAUUAUUCUCGUAAGAUAACUUGUUUAUGUUAUGUUUUUAAUUUCAACUAAGUAUAUUUAUAUUGUUACAUUUAACACAGUUUUCAUAACUGUAGCCAUCUUUUUAGCACCAGGCAAAAUCAGUUUCAGAGUUUCUGACAAGAAAGAUAAAGUCUGAGGAAAACUUAAUACGCAGCAUAUUUGUUUAAUAUUAGAAAUAAUUUGACGCAAUACUCUUCCGUGCGUUUACAUUAUUUCGUGUUGGAUACAACGGUAAACGAACCCUUCUGCUAUAUUAUAGAAGGUAUUUAUAUGUUAUAAGAAUAAGCAUUUCUCUAGUCUAAAUUGUUUCAAUCACUGCAAAGCCAGUAUGCUGCACAGCUUCCGCCCCGCAUGUGCUUCUAAGACAAUGCAAAAAGUAUUUUAUUAGUGAAAUUCUGGAUGGUAAAAAAAGGAAUAAAAACCGUUACUAGCAUACAUUGUUUAUUUAGAAAAAGUUGAGUAUAACUAUAUUGAACCCAAAAAACUGUAGCAGAGUUUAUUAUUAAUGGCAUAGACAUUUUAACCCCACAUAAUUGAAAUACUGAUACUCUAUUUGUUUGCUUUUUAAAAGCCAUUGCCACUGUUCACAGAAUAGCUAAAAAUUAGCCUAACCUAUAGAAAGCACUGUUUUAACCAUAGAUGCGUUAUUUAGAAUCAUUUUAAGAAUAUUAUAAACCGAAAUAAGACAAUUUUAAUCUGCAAACAUCAGCAUAUGCGUAAUCCAUCGCGUACAAAAUAAGUUCAUGUUGCCAUAUUACCCACUAAAUAUUCGAUACGUAUAUCAUAACGAUAAGCUAAAAACGUUUUAUGUCAACCUUUUUAUAAAUUGAUGUGAUGUUAGCGUUUAGUUGGUUUAGAAUAAGUCGACAUGGCGUAACUAUAGGUUUAGCCAAAGGCUGAUUAGUUUGCUUCUAUUGGGAUACCAACGACGUAACUAGGAAUGAGUUUAUUUCUCUAGUUUUUUGAAAGCUCCAUAUCCCGUUUUAAAAGUUGAACUGAUCUGGUCGAAUUGCUUACCCAAUUCAGUUAACGUUCGGCGUAUACCUAGAUGAGGCGAUAUACAAAAUUUCAAGAAACAAAAUUGUAUUUCUCUGCGAGAGCAUGCAUAAAUAAAUUUGUG
This is a messenger RNA of Sabethes cyaneus, 2639 nucleotides long. RefSeq names its product BTB/POZ domain-containing protein 6 (gene axed). The transcript is spliced from 2 exons. NCBI's taxonomy places the organism in Eukaryota, Metazoa, Arthropoda, Insecta, Diptera, Culicidae. Bases 135 to 1307 code for a protein of 390 amino acids. Gene Ontology annotation, biological process: neurogenesis. The record is from RefSeq and is a predicted model, not a curated record. Gene Ontology annotation, cellular component: cytosol.